AUGGGGCUGGGGGUGACAGAGCUCGGAGAUGGAGACGAUGGGGUUGGGAGUGAUUUUGGGGACCAGGCAGAAAGGCUGGGCUGGGGGCAGCUCUUCACCCCCUCCCGCGGCGAUGCCAACCACGGCAACACGCUGAGGGUGCAGCGGGCACCCCGGGCUGAGGGUGCAGCGGGCACCCCGGGCUGGGCAGGGCGGGGGAUGUGCGGUGGGGGGACAAGGGCUGAAGCCAGCAGAGAUGAGGAGGGUGCUGGGGGUCAGGGGGACGGGAUGCUGCAGGAUUCCAAAGCGCCCCGAUUCCUGGGGUUUCCCUCCACCGCAGCCCUGCCCGUGCCGCAUUGCUGGGGACUGGCUGUGGUGUCUCCGUGCCUCAGUUUCCCCAAGCGCCGGGGGAUGCUGCGCCACAGGCGCUGCCAGCUCUUUGUUCGCUGGCUGGUGGGCAUCAUUGAGAACCAGCAGGCGCUGACGACCUUGACCCGAGCUGACACCAGGAUGCUGCGGGACCUCAGGAACCUCACCUUGCUGUGGCAGAACAGCAGCAGGCCAGAACUGGGGAACCAGUCUCUGGAGUGCUGGGCAGGAAACGUGCUGGUGCCCCUGGGCAGCCAGGUUCUCCACACCUGUGGCCCCCCGACCGUGCACGUCGAGCCCCCCGAGGUGGUGCUGCGCCAAGGGGACGGUGUCAACCUCACCUGCCACGUCAGCGCCGAGCCACCGGCCACCGCACACUGGCUGCUCCCCAAGGUGGCAUCCGAGCUGCUCGUUGUCACCAAGAUCUCAGAUUGGGAGAUGGUGCUGGAGAUCAAGAACAUCUCCUCCAACCUCAACCACAAAGACGUGACGUGCCGGGCAGAGAACGCGGCGGGGCCGGCGGAGGACAGCGCGAUGCUGAACGUCACCUUUCCCCCCGUGAUCCUGCUGCUGGACCAAGCCAUAGCCCAGCACUCCUGGUGCAUCCCCUUCUCCGUGGACGGCAACCCCGCGCCCAGCAUCCGCUGGCUCUUCAACGGCAGCGCCCUGGCGGAGGGGCCCUACAUCCACACCCUCAUCGUGGAGAUCGAGCACAACUCCACCGUCCUCCACGGCUGCCUGCAGCUCAACCGUCCCACCCACGUCAACAACGGCAACUACACCCUGCUGGUCAGCAACCCCCUGGGCUCGGCCUCCCGCAGCGUCCAGGGCCGCUUCAUGGACAACCCCUUCAGCUUCAGCCCCGAGGAGCCCAUCCCCGUGUCUCUGUCUCCAGUGGGCACCAGGAACAGCUCGCUGGAGGGGCCUGUGGAGACAACAGAUGAGCACACGUUUGGGGUCUCCGUGGCCGUGGCUCUGGCUGUGUUCGGGCAGGGCGAGCAGGGGGCUGCUCGGCAGAGCCUGGCACUGGCUGCACAGGCUGGGGCGAGCUCAGCAGUGCUGGCCCAAGAGGAUGACCUGGCCAUGUCGCUGCACUUCAUGAACCUGGGCAGCAGCCCCCUUUCCUCGGCCGAGAGCAAACUGGAGGGGCUGAAGAGCAACUUCAUCGAGAACCCCCAGUAUUUCUGCAACGCCUGCGUGCACCACGUGCAGCGGAGGGACAUCGUGCUGAAGUGGGAGCUGGGCGAGGGCGCCUUCGGGAAGGUUUUCUUGGCCGAGUGCUACAACCUCCUCCCAGAGCAGGAGAAGAUGCUGGUGGCUGUGAAGGCGCUGAAGGAGGCGACAGAAAGCGCCCGCUUGGAUUUCCAACGCGAGGCCGAGCUGCUGACGGCGCUGCAGCACGAGCACAUCGUCAAGUUCUACGGGGUCUGCACCGAGGGCGAGCCCCUCAUCAUGGUCUUCGAGUACAUGAAACACGGCGACCUCAACCGCUUCCUCAGGUCCCACGGCCCGGAUGCCAAGAUGCUGGAGCAGGCUCCCGGCCAGCCCCGGGGCCCGCUGGCCCUGGGCCACAUGCUGCACAUCGCCACGCAGAUCGCCUCGGGCAUGGUCUACCUCGCCUCCCUCCACUUCGUCCACCGCGACUUGGCCACCCGCAACUGCCUGGUGGGCCACGACCUGGUGGUGAAAAUCGGGGAUUUUGGCAUGUCCAGGGACAUCUACAGCACUGACUACUACAGGGUGGGGGGCAGGACCAUGCUGCCCAUCCGCUGGAUGCCCCCCGAGAGCAUCCUGUACCGGAAAUUCACCACCGAGAGCGACAUCUGGAGCUUCGGCGUGGUGCUCUGGGAGAUCUUCACCUACGGGAAACAACCCUGGUACCAGCUCUCCAACACCGAGGCCAUCGAGUGCAUCACGCAGGGGCGGGAGCUGGAGCGGCCCCGCACGUGUCCCCCCGAGGUUUAUGCCAUCAUGCAGAGCUGCUGGCACCGGGAGCCCCAGCAGCGCCAGCCCAUCAAGGAGAUCCACAGCCGCCUCCAGACCCUCGUCAAAACACCCCCCGUCUACCUGGACAUCCUGGGCUGAGUGGGGACCCCCCCCCAGCCACCCUCUGCUCCCUGCUGUUCCCCCUGCCCGCCCUGCUGCCCAGGGCCGUCCCACACAGCCCCGGACUGAUGCAGGAGAAGCCUGAAACCUUAUUUAUAGUGCAAAAUGCCAGCCCGCUCCUGGGGUGGGGGGGGCUGGAGG
Ficedula albicollis (Collared flycatcher) is the source of this 2595-nucleotide messenger RNA. It is a transcript of the gene NTRK1, whose product is annotated as neurotrophic receptor tyrosine kinase 1. NCBI's taxonomy places the organism in Eukaryota, Metazoa, Chordata, Aves, Passeriformes, Muscicapidae. The coding region runs from base 1 to 2433 and encodes 810 amino acids. Gene Ontology annotation, biological process: regulation of phosphatidylinositol 3-kinase/protein kinase B signal transduction; cell surface receptor protein tyrosine kinase signaling pathway; protein phosphorylation. The transcript is spliced from 19 exons. The record is from RefSeq and is a predicted model, not a curated record. Gene Ontology annotation, molecular function: ATP binding; transmembrane receptor protein tyrosine kinase activity; neurotrophin binding. Gene Ontology annotation, cellular component: signaling receptor complex; plasma membrane; axon.